AUGCAAGUUGGGCUAAUUACUGUGUUUGUAUUCAGCGAAGGGCAUGAUUCCAUAUCCUCUCUCACGGAAGCGUACAGGGAUAAAAUCAAAGACCACAAGCGUGCUGCUAAUGCCGCACCCCCAUCUACACCUACAGGCCAAGGCCAGCAGACGCAGCACUCUCCAUUCCAAUCACCUCCGCCUCCCGUACCUACUCAGCAGUCGACAUCACCCCCACCGAAUCCACAAGCAAAGUCUGCAAACCAAGCUUCUGGUGCCCCGGGAAUAAAACCUCUUUCCUCGUAUCUUGACCUUGAAAAGGUGUCUUCCCUGCCCAAGAAAGAGGUGGAAUAUAUCUGGCGGCUUCGGCACGCAAACGACCCAUUAUCGCUCUGUGCUGUCAUACCCUUGGAAACAUAUAAUCGCAUCUACCGCACGGCGAGAAGGCACCCGCAAUUCGUCCUUCCCUUACCGCGCCCUGUUGCCGAGGAUGGUAGUGGCGAUCUGAAACAAUCGACCGAGGGAUUCGAAGGUAGCGAACAACGAUCUGCUGCCGAUAUUCAUUUCCUGCAAUGGGGGUUCCAUCCUCCUGCUGGGAUUCCCCCAAGUCCGGAGGUGAAGACUGCAAAUACCCACACCAGCACUGUGCUCUUCACGCACUUAGCUGCGUUUAAGCUUCAUGGGACCUAUGCUCAACCACACACGACAAUCACACAUCAUCUCGGCCUUGCGGACUCACAUGGCCUGGUUUUGUUGAACGGAUCUGUUGUCAAAGGGCGGGGUGUGAGUGUCGAAGAAGGUCGGUGGCUUUUGAUGUGCCUCCAGAAGUUCUAUGACUAUGAAGGUCACGGAGGGGGCAUUGGACGUGAAAAGCGGCAAGGACUUUUGGAGAAAUUCAGCAAUGGCGACCAAGGAUUCAGCCUGGAAGACCUGGUCGACGAAGCCGAGAGAAUAUCAUGA
Cladophialophora psammophila CBS 110553 is the source of this 939-nucleotide messenger RNA. RefSeq lists its product as uncharacterized. The transcript has a single exon. The record is from RefSeq and is a predicted model, not a curated record. Bases 1 to 939 code for a protein of 312 amino acids. Lineage: Eukaryota; Fungi; Ascomycota; Eurotiomycetes; Chaetothyriales; Herpotrichiellaceae. Gene Ontology annotation, biological process: mitochondrial proton-transporting ATP synthase complex assembly. Gene Ontology annotation, cellular component: mitochondrion.